AUGCGAAAUUCACAAACAGAUGGAUCCUCCAUUGACUGGACAGAUAAUUUAUGGCAGUCACGUCACACUUCCUCUCUCGAUGACUCCUUCAAUACUAGCCGGGGAAAAUAUCUCUUUUUACUCACAAUAAUCGUACCUGUGUGUGGACUCGUUGUUCUUGCUCUUCUCAUUACUCUGCUAGUCGUUUUUUGUACUCAAGUACGACUCCGGCGGCAGCGCCAGCUGCAGCAACAACAGCAGCAGCGGUUGGUGCCCAGCCAAAGUCAAAUUCAGACUCUAACGGAUGGAGCUGUGGUCUUUCCUGAAUCUCAAGCAACUGCAAGCACAGGCUUUGGUCUCGGUGGCUGCGCGAAUAACGGAGCCGCUGGACUUAGCAGCGUUUCCUUUUUACAGGCAGGACUGAAUGGAGCAUAUCUGGACCAGAAGGCUCGUCUGUUCGAAUCUGAGUUAACAGCCAGACUUGGUGGCCAGAAUGGUAUAGUAACUCCAACACAUACGAGUCUUAUUCCGCAAAUGCCAUUUCCGCUCGACGUAGAUCCAAAUGGAUCAGCACCGCCUCCAGGACCUACGCAUCCUUCACUUCAACCACCGUCAACAAUGUCGAUAACUCAGGUUCCAUCUGGUGGUGGGUCUGAUACAGCAAACUUUCUUAUUCCGUCUUCUUUGCCUCACACAGUUGUUACUGGAGUAGCGCAGGCGAACUUGCUAAUGACUUCGCCAAGGAAUUCAGGUUUCAGCUAUUUGUCGUCGAUCGGUGGUGCAGGAACUCCUGCAUUGGGGGCUGCAUACAUGCCAUCCAUGCUAAUGGGGCCUGGCUACAUGACACAUAGGCCGAAUUUUGGUUAUUUAGAUGAAUUAGCCGCAGACUACCUUCCAGAAUCUAACUAUCAGAAGCCGGUUGUGCCUGCAAAUGCGGCCGCGGCUGCUGCCUAUGUAAAGGGACUAAAUGGGCUUCUUUAUUCGCAGGUCGAAGCGGCAGGAUCCCUUGACUAUCCUCCAAGAUCAAGGCUUAAU
This is a messenger RNA of Protopolystoma xenopodis, 1014 nucleotides long. The record is from the annotation of a GenBank genome assembly. NCBI's taxonomy places the organism in Eukaryota, Metazoa, Platyhelminthes, Monogenea, Polystomatidea, Polystomatidae.